This is a messenger RNA of Funneliformis caledonium, 903 nucleotides long. NCBI's taxonomy places the organism in Eukaryota, Fungi, Glomeromycota, Glomeromycetes, Glomerales, Glomeraceae. The record is from the annotation of a GenBank genome assembly.
AUGCGUGACAGAAUUGCAAGAGCGGUUGAAGAAUACAUUGAUAAACAUCGAGAUAAAUUAGAAGAAAUUGUUGACAAAAAUCUCGUAAAACUUAAAGCGAUCAUAAUAGACGAACUUCCGGAAAAAAUUAUGGAUUUUCUUAAAAAAAGAAUUGAUGAUGGAGAUGAUGAUCACGAUACAUUUCUUGAAAAUAUCCUAAAGACAAUAACAUCAUUAACAGGAAAGUUAUCCGAUGAUUUUAAAGAAGAUGUUCGAGAGAAUAUAAGAAGAAAUUUAGAUGAAGCGACAGUGGAUUCUGCCGAAAAACUUACCGAUGUUAUCACUACCGAAUCGAAAAGGCAAAUGAAUUUUGGGUUCUUAAGAGAAGGUAAAGAAGGUAUUAUUAGUAAAGUUAUGGAACUUAUUAGACCUCCCGUACAUCGUUCAGGAGAAGAAAUUGAUGAAAAAAUUAGCGAUAAUGUACCUAAACACGUUAAGAAAAGUUUGCUUAGUAAAGUAGGAGGGAAUUUAUUCAGUUCAAAAAAAGAGGCGGAAUCUCGAUAUCGAGGAUUAUUUUCAAAAAGUGAUGAUAAAGAUGAGGAAGGAGGAAAUAAAUUUACUAAAGUCUUAAAACUAUUUGAUGGAAAGAAUGGAAAUUUUAUUGAUAGGAUGUUCGCUAAAUUACCGAAAAAAUUAUCGGAAUUUCUCCGACCUUAUCUAGAAAGUUUUGAAAGAUCUUUAUUGGAAAGUGUAGGAGAAGAAUUUAGAAAUAAUAUUUUCAGAGAUGAUAAAUUUAAAAAUGACGUUAAAAAUAUAUUUGUCAAGAUUGGUGAUCCUGACGGUGAUGGUAGAAAUUUCUUCACUGAAGCUGCUGAUGCUGUUAGCUCUAUUUUCAAAAAGAAAAAGGAUAGAGAUGUAUAUUAG